This is a messenger RNA of Gaeumannomyces tritici R3-111a-1, 3535 nucleotides long. RefSeq lists its product as hypothetical. The record is from RefSeq and is a predicted model, not a curated record. The transcript is spliced from 4 exons. Lineage: Eukaryota; Fungi; Ascomycota; Sordariomycetes; Magnaporthales; Magnaporthaceae. The coding region runs from base 931 to 2256 and encodes 441 amino acids. Gene Ontology annotation, molecular function: chromatin binding.
UGCCAGCUCAAGCCCCCCCCGUCUGUUUUAUUCUUGGUUUAUUGUCCAUAAUCUUGACUGCCGGCCAUUCAUCCGAAGUAAGUGCCGUUUGUCGGUUGCGUGGCAGCAUGCAAGGGAACCCGGUCAAGCAGUGAAGUUUGAUGGUGCUGGAGAAAAAAGAGCCCACCAUUCCCGUUGGGCAUAAGCGAUCUGUGCCCCCAGCCACCAAAUCAUUCCACUACAGCGGGUUGGGUGGUGGGCCACAGCCCAGCUAUCGACAACGAGGCCGAUCGAUCGUGAGAGCGAGAAAAAAAAAGACGAGGAAAAACAGAAGGAAAAAAGGUGACGCAGGAAACCCGCAAAUCCGCAAACACGGUUCGUUCGUGACCAGCAUUUGUAACUGCUGUGUUUGCUUUUUUGACUCCGUCUGCCAUCAGCUCUGCCCCCACGCAUCAAUUUAUCCUUGUCUGUUGCCGAGCGCGCCAACGCGCUCUCCCUGCGACUGCCACUUCCCACGCCACCAACUCGCCUCUUCCGACAACCUCUUCUCGAAGCUUCCUCUCCGACGAGCCACUCGACGCGCACCCGCCCCUCGUCGCCGUCGCACCAAUCGCCCUCACCUGGCGCGAAAGAACAAGCAUACACAACAAUCUACCCAGCGAGGUCCGACCCAUCUCCGGCUGCCCAACCAAAGGCGUCCUCACCCACCUGCUCUCCAUCGCUCCGAUAACGCGUGGCUUGGGUAUCACACGCCGCCCAGUUGUUUGCAUCCAUCGGCUUCCUCACCCGGCAGCUCGCUCGUCCGCGCAGACUGUCCUCCCCGACGGAGAGCAGCCACCCGCCUUCGGGCACCGCGACGCGCACGCCGAGCCAGCCGGGGCUGACUCUCUAGCCGCGCGCGCGCCGCUCCUUCCCCACCCCCUCAGACAAAGGCAUACCCCUCCUUCCGCCAUGGCGUCGUCCCCUAAGAAACGGUCGCGCAACGAGGCGGACGAGUCGCGCGCCGAGUGUCCCUUCUCCAUUAGGCUCGUCGACCCCAAGGAGAAGGAGCAAAAGUCCAAGAAGCGGCGCAAGCCGGUCGCGGAGCCCGCCGAGGACGACGAGACCAAGAAGAACCUGGCCCAGUUGUCGCCCUUCGCCCCGACUGGAAAGUUCAAGACGCACGACACCAUGGACGUGCACUACCAGGUCGAGCCGGCAAAAAAUUGGGCGGAUAUGACGCGGUACAACAGCUUUGUUCUAAAUGGCGUCAAGUACUUCAGCGAGGGCUUCAUCUACGUGGCAAACGAGUCGUCCAUCGAUCGGCAAAAGGCGCCGCCUAAUAAGGUAGGCGGCGUGAAGAAGAAGUCGGACGAAGAUUGGGUCGCGAGGAUCCUCGAGAUCCGGGCCAGCGACGAGCAUCACGUUUACGCUAGGGUCUACUGGAUGUACUGGCCCGACGAGCUGCCACAACACAUGUUGGACGGGAAGAAGAUGGCGCAGGGCCGCCAGCCAUAUCACGGACAGAUGGAGCUCAUCGCCUCAAACCACAUGGAUAUGAUCAAUGUGGUCAGCGUCACUUCCCAAGCACAGGUGAACCAGAUGAUCGAGGAUAACGACGACGACAUUCAGAGCAGCCUUUACUGGCGACAAGCUUUCGACGUGAGGACAGCCGAGCUCUCAUCGGUCGAGCAUGUCUGCAAAUGCGGCCAGCCAGCAAAUCCUGACAAGACCUUGAUAGGAUGUUCCAACACAAAAGGCGGCUGCGGAAAAUGGCUUCACUCGGACUGCCUGAUACACGAUGCGCUCACCAGGGUUUACGAGAAGCUGGGCAAGACCGAGCCACACAUAACACCACCCACGCCCACCCUCAAGGACGAAAAAGACGGCGACGAGGCCAAGAGUCCACUGAGCCCCAAGGAGUCGGGCGGAGCAGUGUCGGCCCAGCAGUCCAUCGACGUCAAGUCGGACGGCGUCGACGUCAAGGACAUCAAGCCAAAGAGUGAGUCCGCCAGGGUGGAGGAGGAGUCGACGGCACCGCCAACCUCGACGGAGCCCGAGACGAGGCCGAUAAAGAGCUCGGCUGAGCCAUCAUCGAGCAGGGCCGGCGGAACUGGGCGCAAGGGCAAGUCCAAGAAGAAGGGAGAGCCUUACGAGGGGCUCUUCCAAGCCAAAACCGUCAUGAACCUGACGCCGCCCUUGAUGGAGAUCACGGACCUGCGACGGGGCAUCGAGGGCGGCGACAAGACGUGGAUGGAGCCAAUGCCGUGCCUGAUCUGCCACGAGCAAAUAGUAUAACCGUGUGCUGGGCGCCUCGCGUGGGCCGGCAACAAGGGGUCGGGCAGCACUUGCCCGAACCCUUGUUGCCGGGCUCUUUUCUUCACAAAGCCUCCUCGGCAAUGGCCACACUCGGGGCCUGCAAUAUCUGCUCACCCACCAAUAACGUACAGACACGCGGACGCGCCCUCGUUGAGUCUCAUGCCAUCUGACGUCAAAGACGCAUCUUUUCUCGUGGGGCAGAACUCUGGCAUCUGGCAAGGGGCCCGCCUCGUUCUCUAGUCUUCUACACACACCACUGUUACCCCUUCAUUCAUGGUGCCCGGCGCUUCUGGACCACCUUGUUUGCGCUUGAUUGUGCAUCUUCCACUUCGACCGCCUUAUGUGCCCCGCCGAUUCGACUCGCCCGGUUUUCCCACGAACCCUAUCCCGAGCCAGGUCCUGCUGACAUCUGGCAUCAUUGCCAACCGACCCACAAUGGACAUGCACGUUGCGAUUGCCAGCUAUCUGCAUACGUCUGCCUACCGGAGUCUGGACCUGCUGGCUAGCGCUUGCCAACUGGCCGUUCGACGAGGCUUCUGCCCUCAGGCAACAGAACCGGAUGGCCGUCCGUAGACGGCGCCCGAGCUCUGAUAUUUGCUGGCACCCGAGCUCCUACCAUGCUCGGUGUGAUAGCUAGCAAAGAGCCUCAACAGCAGACACACUUGAGCCUGAAGGAGAGCCGGGCUUAUGGCCGCUGGCUCUUGAUGCGAUCUGCCACCCAGACGCAGGUCUGGGCAUGUGCUGUGGAGACUACAUCCUUCAUAUGAAGUCUCGACCCACAUAGGCGGCGCGCUGAGAAACACCGUUGCUACCUGUCCCCGAGGCACCCAAAGAAUUGGGUGAUCUCGGGCGCGCUGUAACGUCCAGGCAGACAGCACAUGGGCUGGUCUUGUCUUCUUCUCCCGAUAUCCAAUUGUCCCACUACCCUCUCUAUCAAGCAUUUGUUUUGUGUGGCAUGCUUGCCUAUGGUAUUACUUAGACUAGGGCGGAAAGAUCGGAGAUCUGGUAAUGGGAGUUAAAAAAAAAAAGGUCGUCAAGGCCAUUUAGGUUGUCGGGUUCACUGCUCUUCUUUUUGUCCUUUAGGGUGUUUACUCGUCGCAAAAGCACUUUAUCUGUUCUUAUUCUUUUUAGCCACUUUGCGAUGAGCCCAUCCUCUGUAUUUAGCUCUUGAAUAGCCCUGGAGUUGAUAGUCCUCUGCCUUGAUGUACUUGGGUAUGCAUUCAUUUAUCUCUAAGGUGCAUAUUUAGCUCGUGAUUCC